This is a messenger RNA of Ostreobium quekettii, 2007 nucleotides long. The record is from the annotation of a GenBank genome assembly. NCBI's taxonomy places the organism in Eukaryota, Viridiplantae, Chlorophyta, Ulvophyceae, Bryopsidales, Ostreobiaceae.
AUGGCCCGCGAUCAUUCCUUCCGGGCCCUCAUCCUGGCCGCCGCAUGCCUUGCUGAGAUCCUCGCCUGCGCGUCCGCCGACCCCGUUGUUCUGGAGAGGAUCUCCCAGACGUACCUGCCCUUCAAGUUCUCGCCCGCCGGCGACCCCAUCUUCUGCCUGGGCGAGGCUGCCGCCGAGCAGCUGGUCUACGACAGCAACGCGCAGGUCCUCUACGUCGCGGGCAACAAGUUGCUCAGGGUGCUGGACAUUGAGGACCCGGCGAAUCCCAGUACAGCCAUUACAGUUGAUGUGCCCGGCGAGGUCACUGAUGUGUUCUGGUGCGGUGACUACGUCGCAGCCACCAUUCCUGAUGAGCCAGCAGCGCUCCCAGGCUCCGUCUUCAUUUUCAGAUCAUUCGACAGGACCGCUCCGGAGGCCGCCCUGGACCUGCUGGCCAGAGUCCAGACCGGCGCCCUGCCCGACGCCGUCGCCUUCACCCCCGACUGCGCCAAGAUCCUGGUGGCCAACGAGGCAGAGCCCGCGACCGUGGCCGACGGGAGUUUCUUCAACCCCGAGGGAUCGGUGUCCGUGAUCGACGUCGCGGCCGCCGUGGCCGCGGCGGAGGCCGGCGGCGACACGCUGGCCGCGGCCAAGACCGUGGACUUCAAGUUCGUGAAUGACGAUCCGGAGAGCCUCACGGAGGCGGGCGUGCGGUGGGUGUGGAGGGGCCAGGGGCUGGGCGGGGAGGCGGACCCCGAGGGGGAGACGUUCAGCAAGGACCUGGAGCCGGAGCAGAUCGUGACGUCCAAGGAUGGCACCAAGGCAUACAUCAACCUGCAGGAGAACAAUGCCCUCGCUGUGCUCGACCUGACUUCGAUGACCAUCGAGUCCAUCCGGUCCUUUGGGGUAAAGGACUUCAGCGCAGAGGGCAACGAGUUGGACCUCGUUGAGGACGGCAAAGUCGAGCUGAAGAGCUGGGCCCUGUCCGGCCUGCUCCAGCCGGACGUCAUCAAGACUUUCGAGCAUGAUGGGCAGGUGUACAUCGCCACGGCGAACGAGGGCGACAUCAAGGAGUACGGCGAGGACCAGAACAUCACGGAGUGGCUGGAGAGCCGCGAGGGAGCGGAGCUGGCGGGGCUGACGACGGACAAGGUGGACAGCGCCGUGGCCGAGGCGCUGUCGGACGAGGGCGAGCUGGCGGCGGCGGUCUUCACCGGCGUGGAUGGACUGUCCGGGGAGCAGGUGGACGGGAACGACACCUACGACGAGCUGUUCCUCUUCGGUGGCCGCAGCUUCAGCAUCUUCCUGCUGGAGGACAUGAGCCUCGUAUAUGACAGUGGAAGCGAUUUCGAGAGGGUUAUUGGGACGUACUUCAACUGGACUUACAACACUGACGACCCGGCCGGAUGGUGCACACAGGCGCCCCCGCCUAUGGCGGAAUCAGCAUUCCCCAACGCCGAGGCGCUCAUGGACCCAGACCAGCUGGAGGAAGUCAUCAUCAAAGCGGAGGAAGAUGCUGCGGCCUUCGCCCAGAGCCCCGACCCGGAGGCGGAGGGGUUGGAGGAGCCCAGCAACGCCCUCACCUCCAAGCCCUCGGACACCUUUGACGUGGAGUCUACCAGCAAGGGCCCCCAGCCUGAGGCCAUCGAAAUCGGCUUCUUGGGUGACAGGCGCAUACUCAUAGCCACCGUGGAGAAGGGCGGCGUUCUGUUCGUGUACGACAUCUCCGACCCCGCCGCGCCGGUUUGGCAGUCCGCCGUCUACCCGGGCGCCCACGGCUCCACCUUCGCUGAGCUCUACAACUCGAUGACUCUUGCGGACAUCGAUCCUGAAGGAUUGGGCUUCAUCUCCGCGGAGGAUAGCCCCAUUGACGAACCUCUCCUGGUGGUUUCGGGGGCGGUGAGCGGCACCGUCUCCAUCUACAAGAUCACCACCGCAGAGAUCGAAGACGAUUGCCCCGCUGGGGAGCCCAUAUUCGAGGACGACGGCAAGAAGGCCACGCUCAUCUCGACCACCACCAACUGCUGA